AUGCAGUCGGAUAUAACGCUUAAGCUUAAGCUUCUAUAUCACUCUCCUUCAAACGAUCUAUCUGUGUAUAUCACUAUCUUGACCGUCGGUGCCCUGUUUGCCGCUGUAUAUUUUUCACCAGCAUAUCACAAACAUAGUUUGCCGUUGGUCAAUUCGAGAAAGGCAUUGGAAUUCACGUGGACCAACACAAAGAAGCGAUUCUAUAAAAAUGCCGGGCACCUCUGCCAGAUCGGGUUCAAAAAGUCUAGCAACGCAUUCCGUCUGGUGACCGAUGGCGGAAUCCAGCUCAUCCUCGCCCCAAAAUAUCUCACUGAGAUCCGCACGAACCCUAGUCUUCGUUUUGAACCUGUGGUCAAGAAUAAAUUCCACAGCCAUAUUCCUGGGUUUGAGGCCUUUGGGUACUCUUCAUUGACCGGGCCGAUUUUCAAAGACACGAUCAGGAAGAAAAUGGUGCGAGCUCUCGGGAACAUUGUCGACCCGAUGAUCCAAGACGCCAAUUCGGUGAUCACAAAUGUCUUGACCGAUAACCCAGAAUGGCACCAAGUUUGCCUAGCAGAUCAAAUUCUCAGGAUCGUUGGUCGGCUUUCUUCGAGAGUUUUCGUCGGCGAGGAACUUUCACGAUGCCCAGAGUGGCUUGACAAUAUUAUCAAUUACAUCGUCGGCGCAGCGGAUGCUGCGGAUUCCUUACGACUUUGGCCACGAGUUCUAAGACCCAUUGCUGCUCACUUCUCCCCGGACGUACGAAGACUGCGUACGCGUCUUCAAAAAACGAGGGAUUGGAUCAACCCUCUUCUGGAGAGGAAGCGUAUGCGAGCAAGGACAUCAAUCGAACCGGGGGAAGUACCCAAGGCGAGUCUCGGUAUUACAGACUGGUUCGAAGAGCGCGCCAACGGCUGUGAAUAUGACGUUGCCUCCGCGCAGUUGAACCUCGCAUUCGUUUCCAUCUCCAGUAUUUCAGACAUGAUCACUCAGUUGAUAUACGAUCUCUGUGGCCGCGAAGAGCUGGUCCAGAAUCUGCGUCACGAGAUCGUCUCCGUACUUAGUGAGAAUGGUUGGGGCAAGGCAACGUUGUAUAAGCUCCGACUUCUUGACAGCGUUAUGAAAGAGAGCCAGCGGUUGAAGCCUGUAGUCACUGGCCUUCAACGAUACGCAGAAAAGGAGAUUGUCCUGUCCGAUGGGAUCAUAAUUCCCCGAGGCACUUUUACCAUUGUGUCUGGUCAUCACAUGUACGACCCAGAGAUUUACCCCAACGCGCGGAGUUUUGAUGGCUAUCGUUUCUACAAUAUCCGUGAGUUUGGGAACCAAGUUGGGAACCAGGAACUCUGGACGCAGUUUGCUUCAGCGAGUGACAGACACAUUGGGUUUGGGUAUGGGCAGCAUGCGUGCCCGGGUCGGUUCUUUGCGAGAAACCAGAUCAAAAUUAUCAUGUGCCAUCUUCUCCUACACUAUGACUUCCGACCUGUCGAUGGGUCACAUCGUGAGCCGCGUCCUAGGGGGUUCGGUCUCCAAGCAAACCCAUCUGCAAAGAUUGCUAUUAGAAGACGGUGUGGCGAGAUUGUACUCUAA
Molecule: messenger RNA, 1566 nt
Organism: Aspergillus tanneri
Lineage: Eukaryota; Fungi; Ascomycota; Eurotiomycetes; Eurotiales; Aspergillaceae
Product: cytochrome P450
Exons: 5
Coding region: 1-1566 (521 amino acids)
Molecular function (GO): monooxygenase activity; heme binding; oxidoreductase activity, acting on paired donors, with incorporation or reduction of molecular oxygen
Source: RefSeq, a predicted model, not a curated record